AUGCCUCUUAAAAGAAAAUAUGAAUCUGGACAUGCUAAACGUUUAAAGAAGAAAAAGGGUGAUGAGUUAGCUAAGUCUUUAGUGGGAAGCAUGGAUAGGUACGUUACUAGAAAAGCACAAGGCCUGGGUGAAACAUCAGUGAAUGAUGAGCCUAAAGAGGCUGAUGAGAACGUUGAUAUAGAAGUCAACUUGGAAGAGCACAUUGAUGGGGAAAAUCAAACUGAUGCCAAUGAAGUUGUAGAUGAUCAUUUGGGUCAAAAUGAAAGUGAGGAUGAUGCUGAAAAUAAUGAUAAUGUGAAUGCUCCGAAUGUGACUCCUGUGAAUAUUUUUGAUCCAAGAAAUUGGGAUAGCUUGGAUAAAAAUUUGAUAGACUUGUUGGUAGAAAAGGGUCAUGUGAGGGAUUUGUCAAUUGAGCAUGGUCCUCCAGACAAGUUUGGUAGACAUUUCAGCUCAAAAUUUUACACUAGGUUUGUAGGAAAUGGAGAGAAGUAUGAUAGAGAGUGGCUAGUAUACUCAAAGGAACUUGACAAGGUUUUCUGUUUUUGUUGCAAGUUGUUCAAAAGAGGGCCAAUGCGAGGGCAGCUGCCGAAUGAUGGUUAUAAUGAUUGGGGUCAUCUUGGUAGAAGGCUUAAAGAGCAUGAAAUGAGCAAUGAUCAUCUCGUCAAUGCAAGUUCUUGGACUGAUUUGCGUCUUAGAUUGCAGAGGCUUGAAACCAUUGAUAAAGCUUUUCAAGACCAGAUUAGGUUAGAGAAAAAACAUUGGAGGAAUGUGCUAAAAAGAGUUAUUGCAUUUGUGAAAUUUCUUGCUAAACAUAACUUAGCAUUCCGUGGAACUAAUGAGAGGCUGUAUCAACCCAAUAAUGGACUUUUUUUAGGCCUAGUUGAGAUGACUACAGACUUUGAUGAAGUGAUGGAGGAGCAUUGUCGGCGCAUAAAUAGUUCUGAAAUUCAUCAUCACUAUCUUGGCCAUAACAUUCAAAAUGAGCUGUUGCAUAUGAUAAGUGUUGAAAUCAAAGCUGAGAUCAUUAAAAAAAUUAAAGAUGCUCAAUACUUCUCUGUGAUUCUUGAUUGCACACCAGAUAUUAGUCACCAGGAGCAAAUGUCAUUGAUACUUCGAUGUGUGAAUGUUUCAACAAGUCCAAUACAGGUUGAAGAAUUCUUUUUGGAAUUUUUAAAUGUACAUGACACAUCUGGUCAAGGACUUUUUGAAGAAUUAGUAGCAGUGAUACAAUCAUUAGAUCUUGAUAUUAGCAAUGUGAGAGGACAAGGAUAUGACAAUGGGUCAAACAUGAAAGGCAAGCAUCAAGGAGUACAAAAGAAAUUGUUAGAUGUCAAUCCUAGAGCAUUUUACACCCCUUGUGGUUGUCAUUGUCUGAACUUAACUCUUUGUGACUUGGCGAAGUCUUGUGAGAAAGCACUGGAUUUUUUUGGAGUCUUGCAACGUCUUUAUACCUUAUUUGCAGGUUCUACAAAGAGAUGGCAAAUUCUGAAUGACAAUGUGAAAGGAUUCACUCUCAAAUCAUUAUCCACUACACGAUGGGAGAGCCGUAUUGGGAGUAUUAAGCCUCUUCGAUUCAAUGCUGCUGAAGUAAGAGAAGCAUUAUUGCAAUUGGCAGAAAGUGACAAGGAUCCUAUAACUAAAAGUGGUGCAAAGUCAAUAGCAACUAAUGAUCUGGGAGACUUUGAGUUUUUGUUAAGCAUGGUGAUUUGGUAUGAGAUAUUAUUUGCUUUCAAUAAAGUUAGCAAAAUGCUACAAUCUCAAGACAUGCACAUCAGCGUUGCAAUUGGUGAAGUAAAGGGUUUAAUUGCUUGGCUUGAUAAGUUCAGAGAAACUGGCUUCACAGAUGCGAUCAUUACAACUAAAGAAAUUGCUGCUACAUUGAAUGUUGAACCUGUUUUUCCUGUAAGGCGCCCAAUUCAGAGAAAAAGAUUUUUUGAUGAAAGCAACAGUGGGUCAAUACCAUCAUCUUCAGGUGAGGAAUCUUUCAGAAUGCAUUAUUUCUUAUAUAUCGUGGAUCAAGCUAAGGGAUCAUUGAAAAGAAGGUUUGAACAAUAUAAAUAUUAUGAUGAUAUCUUUGGAUUUUUGUUCACUUCUGAAGCUUUGAAUUCCUUGAAUGAUAAUGAUUUAAGAGCUGCUUGUAUGAAUCUUGAGAAUGUUUUGAGACUUGGAGAGAGUUCAGAUGUUGAUGGAGAAGACAUGUUUAGAGAGAUAAAACUCUUAAGGGAGAUAUUGCCUAAAGAGAAGAUGAUAGCUACUGAUAUAUUGAAUUUCUUACAAGAAAGAAAUUCUUAUCCUGUAGUUAGACUUGCAUAUCGAAUAUUGUUAACUGUGCCUGUGACUGUUGCUUCAGCUGAGAGGAGUUUUUCCAAGUUAAAAUUAUUGAAGUCUUAUUUGCGAUCAACAAUGUCUCAAGAAAGAUUGAAUGGACUUGCUAUGAUUUCUAUUGAGAAUGAUUUUCUUGGAAAAAUCAAUUGUGAUAAGCUAAUUGAUGAGUUUGCAGCCAAGAAGGCAAGGAGAAUGAUAUUCAAGGCCUCUUUUGAAAUUUUGCACAGGGCCUUCAAAAUCUCUAAGACGGCUCUGCCUGACACCGGCAGUGCAUUGUUCGUAUCAGAUCCUAAGAAAUCAGCCAGAGGACAUGAGCUUUCCCACACAGCAACAGGAAGAUUCAUGUUCAGUAAAGGCCGAGGCAAACAGCAUGUCUGUAAGAAACACCCAUUAGUCAGAAAAACUUUAGGUGGCAUUGCAGAUGCCAAGGCGCCAACUCCUUCAAGCUUCAGUAAUCGGUAUAUUUCUACAAAGUUGUAA
Molecule: messenger RNA, 2805 nt
Organism: Fragaria vesca subsp. vesca
Lineage: Eukaryota; Viridiplantae; Streptophyta; Magnoliopsida; Rosales; Rosaceae
Exons: 3
Coding region: 1-2805 (934 amino acids)
Molecular function (GO): protein dimerization activity
Source: RefSeq, a predicted model, not a curated record